GAAUGAAGGUAGUACUAUGCGUCGCUUAUUGUGUCUCUCACGCACUCGUGUUUCCUUCAUGAGGUGGAAGUUCGACGAAGUGGCACAUCUUCGGGACCAGGUUAAGGCCUUGGACAACCGCAUUGCAUUCAUUGAGGAGAGUCAGACCAUCAAAUCACUUCUUGCUUUCUACAGCUCCCGCCCACUGAGUAAUAUAAACACACCAAGCAAGUUCAUCAGCUAUUGUGCUGAGUCUGAUCACAAUGCCAAGGUUUUUUGUCAUGCAGAACUACCAACGCUACUAGCAAGACUCAUCACAACAAUAGACUCGUUCCCGUGCGGUCUUAACGCGAUGCUGCCCAUCGUGUCGGUGAGGAACACUUUUCUCGAUUCCUUUAAAAAGCUUAUAAAGUGUGAUUUCCCCGAAGAUGGUGCGAAGAGUGAGCAGUUUCUGGAUGUUGUCAAGGAAAUCGAGGAGGCUCAUAUGAAGAGGGAAGUGUUGCUUACAAUAGGCACCGGUCUUUUGCAGUUGAAGGAUCUUCUUUCGUGUCAUAAGCGCUUUAUUCUACGAAACAAGUGGUCUGGUUCAUACAAAGAAAUGGAGGCAUCAUCCAAUGACUGGCUGUUGGAUCUCACAGGGCCACUGGAUGACUUCUGUUUCCGUAUGGUGAACUACAAUUUCCUCUCACGAAUGCUGUUGAACUCAGAAGUUGUGAAGAAUAACAUGGUUGAUCUGGUUGAUCUGCAAAUAGAUCUCGAGAAGGUUGUUCGCAAUGCUGUAGAGGAUGCUCAAUCUAUCUGCACCAAUUUUUACGGCUCCUGCCCGGGGGUGAAGUUUAUUAUUUUGAAGGAUGAAAAACCAAUGAAGUUGGCGUACCUGAGUUCAACUAUAUCGUACGUUGUUAUCGAGUUAAUGAAGAAUGCGUUCAGGGCAACUGUCGAAUCGCAUUCAGACCUUACAUCACCCACCAUUGAUUGUGAUGACGCACCUCAGGUGGAAGUUUUAGUGAAUAUAAAAGAGGGCUCCAGUCACGCCUGUAUACGUAUUUCAGAUGAGGGUCUCGGGAUGACGGUAGCACAGGCGAAAAUGGCGAUGAGCUAUGCUCACACGUCAGCAAAAAAGUGCCUCAUUGGCUCCCACCUUGGACAAGAGGACGGUGGCGAGAACGUAGCGCCCCUGGCUGGUUACGGUUUCGGUCUUCCCAUGUCGAGAGUUUAUGCCCGGCACUUUGGUGGAGAUCUUGUACUGAACACGAUGGAGGGGUACGGGACCAGUGUCUAUUAUUUUAUCCAAAUUUGA
This is a messenger RNA of Trypanosoma brucei brucei TREU927, 1279 nucleotides long. RefSeq names its product developmentally regulated phosphoprotein. Bases 17 to 1279 code for a protein of 420 amino acids. The transcript has a single exon. The record is from RefSeq and is a predicted model, not a curated record. Gene Ontology annotation, biological process: regulation of glucose metabolic process; protein phosphorylation. Lineage: Eukaryota; Euglenozoa; Kinetoplastea; Trypanosomatida; Trypanosomatidae. Gene Ontology annotation, cellular component: mitochondrion. Gene Ontology annotation, molecular function: pyruvate dehydrogenase (acetyl-transferring) kinase activity.